Messenger RNA from Cyclopterus lumpus (lumpfish), 2535 nucleotides. It is a transcript of the gene atp6v1b2a, whose product is annotated as ATPase, H+ transporting, lysosomal, V1 subunit B, member a. NCBI's taxonomy places the organism in Eukaryota, Metazoa, Chordata, Actinopteri, Perciformes, Cyclopteridae. Gene Ontology annotation, molecular function: proton-transporting ATPase activity, rotational mechanism; ATP binding. Bases 130 to 1641 code for a protein of 503 amino acids. Gene Ontology annotation, cellular component: proton-transporting V-type ATPase, V1 domain. The transcript has 14 exons. The record is from RefSeq and is a predicted model, not a curated record. Gene Ontology annotation, biological process: ATP metabolic process; proton transmembrane transport.
UCUCCACAAACAUCCGGUUCCUCAGUGUCACAUGACCAGCGCUCUGCUGUCAUUUAUGCUAUUCGGAACCAGCUAGAAAAGCACAUCGAGCAACAUUAGCUUCCUCGGGUUCCUGUUCUUCAUCAGACGAUGGCAACAUUGGUAGCAAACAGGGCGAUGGACAUCAACGGCUUGGCAGCAGCUGCGAGGACACACACCCAGGCUGUGACCCGAAAUUACAUCUCUCAACCUCGGCUAACCUACUCUACUGUGUCUGGUGUAAAUGGGCCCCUGGUGAUCCUGGAUAAUGUGAAGUUCCCCAGAUAUGCUGAGAUUGUUCACCUGACCCUGCCGGAUGGCACCAAGAGGAGUGGCCAGGUCCUGGAGGUCAUCGGGAGCAAGGCAGUUGUCCAGGUGUUUGAGGGAACAUCCGGCAUUGAUGCCAAGAAGACGGCGUGCGAGUUCACUGGCGAUAUCCUGCGGACCCCCGUGUCGGAGGACAUGCUUGGGCGCGUGUUCAACGGCUCGGGCAAACCCAUCGACCGCGGGCCCAAUGUUCUGGCUGAGGACUACCUGGACAUCAUGGGUCAGCCCAUCAAUCCUCAGUGUCGUAUCUACCCCGAGGAGAUGAUCCAGACCGGCAUCUCAGCCAUCGAUGGCAUGAACAGCAUUGCCAGAGGACAGAAGAUCCCCAUUUUUUCCGCUGCUGGGCUGCCCCACAACGAGAUUGCUGCCCAGAUCUGUCGCCAGGCCGGCCUCGUGAAGAAGUCCAAGGACGUGAUGGACUACAGUUCUGAUAACUUUGCCAUUGUCUUCGCGGCCAUGGGGGUCAACAUGGAGACGGCUCGCUUCUUCAAGUCAGAUUUUGAGGAGAACGGCUCCAUGGACAACGUCUGCCUUUUCCUCAACCUGGCCAAUGACCCCACCAUCGAGCGCAUCAUCACCCCCCGCCUGGCGCUGACGGCAGCGGAGUACCUGGCCUACCAGUGUGAGAAGCACGUCCUGGUCAUCCUGACUGACAUGAGCUCCUACGCCGAGGCUCUGAGAGAGGUCUCCGCUGCCCGAGAGGAGGUGCCCGGCCGGAGAGGCUUCCCCGGCUACAUGUACACCGAUCUGGCCACCAUCUACGAACGGGCCGGCCGAGUGGAGGGCAGAAACGGCUCCAUCACCCAGAUCCCCAUCCUCACCAUGCCCAAUGACGACAUCACCCAUCCCAUCCCUGAUCUGACUGGAUACAUCACAGAGGGUCAGGUCUACGUGGAGAGACAGCUGCACAACAGACAGAUCUACCCUCCGAUCAAUGUGUUGCCCUCCCUGUCCCGUCUGAUGAAGUCAGCCAUCGGCGAGGGGAUGACCAGGAAGGACCACGCUGACGUCUCAAACCAGCUGUACGCCUGCUACGCCAUCGGUAAGGACGUCCAGGCUAUGAAGGCCGUGGUGGGAGAAGAGGCCCUGACCUCUGACGACCUGCUCUACCUGGAGUUCCUCCAGAAGUUUGAGAAGAACUUCAUUGCUCAGGGCCCGUACGACAACAGGACGGUGUAUGAAACCCUGGACAUCGGCUGGCAGCUGCUGCGAAUCUUCCCCAAGGAGAUGCUCAAGAGGAUUCCUCAGAGCACCCUGGCGGAGUUCUACCCCAGGGAGUCUGCCGCCCGUCACUGAGGCACACAAAGGGAUGCCCCGAGCUCGUCCCAUUCACCCUUUUCACCCACCAUCCUCUUCUACCUCCUUUCUUUUCUCUUACCCAACAGCCCCUGCGGCUCCGUCGAGCCUUCGCCCUUCACCCGACCGCCCCUCCCUUCCCUGUUCUUAUUACGCCUCGUUCCUCCCUGAAUGGGAACAGGCUAAUAAUCUCCCCCUGCUGUAGAUGUAGUGUAAAUGUGUGUGGAAAGUGUCUGUGGUUGUAAUGUCUACCCCUUGAUUGCAACAACAACAAAAACAUAUCUUAAAAGUGAUAAAUGAGUCCUUAUUUAUUGGGGUGUGCUGCUGGAUCCCCCCCUCCCCUCUUCUGUUUUUUUUCUUUUUAAUAAUAAAUACUAUGUAAUAUCCAUCCCCCAUUAAAAAAACAAACCAGAUGUUUCCAACUGAUGACCAAUGUGUGCAUAUAAGAGGGUCAGAUACAGUACAGGGUCAGUCAAGGGAAGCUCAAAGUUUACCAUAGUAUCGUCGCCAUAUUGGUAUGAACCUCCCCUCCCUUUGUAUCAUUUAAUAACAAGCAACUGUUGUUGUUGUUCUAGUUGGCUCUGACUCCGAUGUGCUCGUGUCUCCGUAUGCCGAGAGCUUCUCUAGAACCCGACCCAGCCGGGUUCAGGUGUUUGCUCCGGGUUGCCUGCAGUACUUUGACUCUUUUCUUCCCUCUUGCAUCUUUACUCUACUCUGGAAACAAAAUACUGAGUGUUUACAUUAUUUCUGUUGUGUUGUUUUCGAUUUGUGUUGCAACAAGACGAGUAUAUUAAACAUUCCCAUCGGUCUGCAGAAACUAAUUCUUUUGUUGUGCAACAAUAAUGUUUUUUGUGAGGUAAUGUGUCAAUGAAUGAAUAAAUUAAAUUAUGAGUA